AUGACCCUGAAGCAUAUAAGGACAUGCCUGUCCCAGAUAAGGUACAGUAUAUUAGGUAUAUAUGUUAUGGAGAAGCCUGUGUGAACAGAAGUAUGAUUAACUUCAUAUGAUAUCAACAUCUGCACAAUGUUGAUUGUCAACAAAGCUUAUGGAGUUUGUCCUUUACUUGACCAAGAGUUGUCAUUGUUGCUUUAGAUCAAUUUUAAGUUACCAUUCAAUCUCCUUAAAACUUCAAAUAUUUUUAACAGAGAUCCUCACAGUAUACGAAGGAUAAGGUCGAUGAGUUCCACGACGACAAAAUCUCGGUGAGUCUCCAUCUAUAUUUCUGUAGUUCAAGUUCUUUCCUGAAAUCUUUGAACCCUACUCAGUCUUAAUGUUGUAUAUUUUUGCCACUAGAACCUCCUGGCACGUGGUGUUCAGAUGGACAGUGACCAGGAAGAUGGUGAUGAAGAGGUGAGUUAAAGGCCAACAACUGCAAGUAAACAGUAUCUUAUAGAGCAGAACUUGAAUGACUUAUCCAUGCAGACAUCACAUUGAGCUGAUGAUUAUCAUGUUGUUUGCAGGAGGAAGUGAUGGCUCUGGACCUCUCUGACUCAGAGGAUGAUGAAGAGGAGGAGGAGGAAGAAGAGGAGGCUGAUAUGGACAGUGAUCUGGAAGGGAAGAAGGAUGAUGGUAAUUAUACAGCCCAAUGUCAACCUACUAUAGCAGUUUUUGUACCCACUCAACUAUUGACCUGGUUUUUAUGUGCAUGUGUAUUUUGCUGAAUUAACAUAUUAAAUGUGGUUGUCUGCUCCUAGAUCUCCCCAAUGAUAUGGCAUGGGGAAACAGGAAGAAGAUGUUCUAUGACUCUGACUAUGUGGCUGCCAGUGAGUAUUUCAAAUUGUAUUAAUUCAUUCUUCUAUCAUUCCUGAAUAUUUCAAUCUGGUUGAUGUAGUUAUGUUUGUUUGACAUAGGCUGUUUCCUUGAAACUACUCACUUUUUGUUGUUGCAGAGGGAAAAUCUCAGCAAGACGUAGAGGCAGAGGAUGAAGAGGAAGAGGAAGAAGCUAAGAAUAUUCAGAGACGAUUGGCUGCCAAUCUUAGCGAGGAGGACUAUGAUCUUAACCUCCUUCAGGUAUACAUUAUCAGCAACAAAGUAUACAUGCUUGAGCCUUCAGCUCUAUCAAAGUAAAGAAACACAUUUUCCUGUUGUCCUCAUUGUGUGUGUGUGUAUGUGUAGGAGUUCGCUGUAGAGGAGCAGGGGGUAGAGAAGGGUGUGGAGAAGGAGAGGAUUGUGAAGGACCUGAAGCAGAUGUCCCAGAAGGAGAAGAUGAAGCUGCUGAAGAAAGAGUCACCAGAGCUACUGGAGCUCAUUCGGGACUUUAAGGCAAAGGUAUGAUAACCACAACCUAACCACUACUGUAUGUACAGCAGAAUAAGAAACAUACAGUAUAAUCCACACUUCAUUUUGUUGAACCUGUAACGAGUUGCAGUAUGUUGGUGUUAGUUACUACUGGUGGUGUUGAGUGGUAAUGCCGUACUGUUUGCCAAUGGUGUUGUGUGCAGUUGGCAGAGCUGAAGGACGAGCUACAGCCCCUUUUGGAGAUGGUCAAAGAUGGACGGAUCCCACCGGGAAAGGGUGCCAACUACCUCAAGACCAAACAGCAGCUUUAUCUAAAGUAAGUGUGAAUGUUAUUUGUAACAUAAAUUGCAUAAACAAUGCCAAUGAGAAUCAACUCGCUUAUUGUUAUUUCUGUCCUUAGUUACUGCACAAACAUCAGUUUCUACUUGGUCCUGAAAGCAAAGCGUAUUCCCGCACACAACCACCCAGUGAUUGAAAGACUGCUGACUUACAGAAAUGUGAGUAGAUGCAUUGUCGUUUGUGAUUGAUACAAUUGUAGGUAUACCAUGUGUAGUUGGUAUGAUUCAGAUCGUGUCCUAUAAUAAUAGUGUUCUGACUGUCCCUGCAGCUGAUAAAUGAGAUGGGUGAGGUAGACUCUCGGCUUGCCCCACAGCUGCACCAGCUGCUCUCUGCAGACCAGAAGGAGAAGUCUGCUAGAAAGUCAGAGAGCAGCAAACCGAUCACCAACAAGAAGGUCAAGGUGAGAAAUUAGUUUGAUGUUGGUCCAUUAGGUGAUAUGGAUGAUGUACAUACUUAAAGGUAGACUCAGCGAUAUGACGUAGAUGCACAAAGUAAACAUAGUGGGUGAAUUUCCUCAAUUUAGAGCGUUGAAGCACAAGGCUAAACUUCCCUGCUGCAUUGGUCCUGUUGCUACCACGCUGUAACAGCGUAAAGCGAACCUGUGAACAUGCGCAAAUACUGUGUGAGAGGGAAGUCUUGUGUCUUGUCAAACACAAAUCUGCGAUGAUGCUUGUGGCAACGUCAUUUCGCUGAGUCUACCUUUAAACUGGACUGGUCCCUAUGUUGUCAGGUGUCUGAAGAGGCUGGGGCGGAAUCAUCUGAAGACUCAUACUCUGACUUGGAUGAGGAGGCUGCCCUGCGCUUCUACAGAGGAGUGGAGGAGAGGCUGAAACUGAAGAGGAAGAGCAAGGACCCACAGGAUCAGGAAGGGUGAGUGUUACCCAGGUACAUUAUAGAGCCCCACAGUGAAGGUGUCAUAAUACCCAUAAAACCUAGCGGUCAAACAGGGAAAUGGUUCCAAUCGUUUUUCCACCAUUCAUUUUUCCCAUAGGGGAUUUUUGAAACACUCCAAAUAAGGGCUGUGUUUCGUGUAGGCUUACCCUGCGGUGACGUUUUGAUAACCAUGUAAAUAUCUCUCGGACAAGGUGACUUUUAUCAAUAUAUUCAGCUCUAUUUACUCUCAGAUUCGAAAAUGCCAAUUGGUAUCAAAUUAGACAUCAUGCAAGACUACAAAUUUCUGCAAGCGCCUACACGUGUAAUCUCUAGCUGACACCUUUGCUAACAGGUAUUGUGUCAAUUAAAAAAUUGCCCAAUACCGUUCACAGAAUUAUCAAUAUAAAGAAAUGUUGCCAAUUCAUUCAUUACUACAUUUAGCUAACAGAUAGUUAACCCAGAGAUUCUUAAGGUUGCCUCGAUUCGGCAGUCUCGUCCAGAUCAUCAUGGCAUUUGUAGUUCUUUUUGAUAGCCACAUUAGCAGCUAAUUAGCGUUUCAUUGGUUGGGGGUAAAUACAGGCGAAUAUAUUGAUAAGUCUUCUUUAUCUUGGCCAGGUCGCAGUUGUAAAUGAGAACUUGUUCUCAACUGGCUUACCUGGUUAAAUAAAGGUUAAAUAUAUAUAUUUUUCAAAAUAAGUCACCUUUUCCAAGAGAUUUACACGCUUAUCAAAACGUCACGCCAGGUUAAGCCUUCAUGAAAUACAGCCCUUAUUUUAUUAAGUGCCCUUACAAAAAAAGAUUGCUGUCUGAGUCCAGUAUAACUGCAGUUUGCUGCAAAUACUGCAUCCAAAAUAAGUUUUUUUUACUACAGUAGUUUUGUAGUGUAACUGCAGUUACAGUGCAGUAUAACUGCAGUACUCUGCAAUUACUGUGUCCAAAAUACCACAGUCGACUGCAGUUACUGCAAUCUUUUUUUGUAAGGCUGUUUCUAAAAUCCCCUAUGGGAAACAUUUAUGGUGGAAAGACUAUUCUAACCAUUUCCUUGUUUGACCGCUAGGUUUUAUGGGUAUUAUGACUCAUACUGUGGUACUCUCUUCAAGUUCACAGAGUAGGAAUGAGAUAGGCAGGGCUUGAUGGUAGAUCUAUUUCCUCGUUGCAGAUUGGAGGAGGCAGGAGAUGAAGAGGAGGUGGAUCCAGAUGCAAAGAGACGCAUUAGCUACCAGGUACAGUGUAACACCCUCUGAGAAUUAGAAAUGAAUUACACACAUUCAAGUAUACAGCAGCAAUGAUUUAUUGUUCAUCUUAGCCUUCAUGUACAAUAUUAACUUGUUUUCAUGUCUCUUGUUCACAUUUUCAUUGUAUAAAGCACAGUAUGAGACAUUUAUUCUCCCAAUAUAUCAUGACCUUCAUAUCAAUCUUGUGCUUUGUAUGUAAGAGUAUUAUAUUCCCUUCCUAGUUUAAACCAUUAGUCUAAUUAGUACAUGCUGCUCUAUCCUUUCUGAAGAUGGCCAAGAACAAAGGGCUUACACCAAAGAGGAAGAAGAUUGACCGCAAUCCCAGAGUCAAACACAGAGAGAAGUUCAGACGAGCCAAGAUCCGCAGAAAGGGACAGGUUUGUAGACUACAUUUAAACUUGAAGUUGCAGUGUAUAAAAUGUAUACAAAUGCUAUGUAUGAUUGAUUUAUAAGUGCUUCGCAGGAAUUACUGACACCUUCAGGCAGAUCUUUCAGAACCGCUGCUGUAUACUGAUAUUAUAUACAGUAUUUCAUAGCAAAAUUGACAACUUGUGUCAAUUAUGGGCCAAAUUUAAAAAAAGACUGUUGGAAUUCAUAGUUCUUCAAACAAAUCUACAUAAAAGUAUUUAAUGUAUUCCAGGUUCGUGAAGUCCGUCGUGAGGAGACAAGAUACAGUGGAGAGCUGUCUGGUAUUCGUGCUGGAGUUAAAAAGAGUGUCAAACUCAAGUAACCAGCCCAUCUGUUUCCUUUAAGGAAGAUUGUCAACAGUUCCCUGUGGACUGAUUUGUCCAACACAAUGUAAUACCAACACAAUGUAAUACCAACACAAUGUAAUACCAACACAAUGUAAUACCAACACAAUGUAAUACCAACACAAUGUAAUACCAACACAAUGUAAUACCAACACAAUGUAAUACCAACACAAUGUAAUACCAACACACAGUUGAGGUUUAAUGUCCCAAGUCUGUCACUUUACUGAUGUACUAUUGUCUGUGACAUUACUCUGACAAUCUGCUUUGUUGUAAUGAAACUGCUAUAAAGUUGUUCUUAAUCAAGUAAAACUUUAUUGUUUGGCCUUAUCAUUCCACAACCCACAUGUUGUAAUCUGCUUCCAGACAUAAGAUGGUCAAGGAUCGUUUUGCUGUUUUUAUGUAAUGUAUUUUUAUUUUAUUUUUUUACAGCAGACAGUGAGUACCGAAACCUACUUACCCAUGCACAUUAAUGUCUGAUCUAGGUGGUGAAAGCCAAGCCAGAUAAAAUAAAGAUCCAAACUCGACAAGCAUGAACUAAAGCCAGAUUUAAGCAGAGUUUAGUCCACAGAGAUUGUCCCAAGCCCAGGGACGUGUACUGUCCAUUAGUGUUUCUCCAAGUUGCCAGGUCUCCUAGUAAGCAGCAUUGUUUAGGGCUGACCCUAAAUAGUCAACUGGUCGAUUGUUUGGUCGACAGAAUGUUUUAGUCAAGCAGUAACCUAUAUAUAUCAAGCAUAAUUUGGCUUUUAGUUUAGGCCUCAGCAAUGGAUUAGUUCAUGG
Coregonus sp. 'balchen' is the source of this 5317-nucleotide messenger RNA. NCBI's taxonomy places the organism in Eukaryota, Metazoa, Chordata, Actinopteri, Salmoniformes, Salmonidae. The record is from the annotation of a GenBank genome assembly.